Scomber japonicus (chub mackerel) is the source of this 2199-nucleotide messenger RNA. Its product is annotated as versican core protein-like. NCBI's taxonomy places the organism in Eukaryota, Metazoa, Chordata, Actinopteri, Scombriformes, Scombridae. Gene Ontology annotation, biological process: cell adhesion. The coding region runs from base 1 to 2019 and encodes 672 amino acids. The transcript is spliced from 13 exons. The record is from RefSeq and is a predicted model, not a curated record. Gene Ontology annotation, molecular function: calcium ion binding; hyaluronic acid binding.
AUGACUAUAUUCUGCCAGAUGAUUCUGAACAUAAAACAUAUCCUGUGGUUAUAUUUUCUCUGUGAAGCUGCAACUGCAACAGCCUCCAACACGUUAUCGAUAAUCAGGCCAGUCACUGGGUCCCUCUCAGGGAAGGUAAAUCUUCCUUGCUUCUUCUCUACCAUCCCAACCACAGCACCAGUCAUUAGUCCUAAUGGAACGGCCAUUUAUACCCAAGAUUACUUGCGUAUCAAAUGGACCAGAAUAGAGGGAGAAGUAGAAUCAACGGUGCUGGUGGCACAAAAUGGUGUCAUCAAGAUAGGUGCCAGCUACAGGAACCGCGUAUCAGUGCCCAGUCACCCUGAGGAUGUGGGUGAUGCCUCAUUGACAGUGGUCAAGCUACGUGCCAGUGAUGCAGGCACUUAUCGCUGUGAGGUCAUGUACGGCAUUGAAGACACCCAAGACAUAGUUAACCUCAAUGUCAACGGUGUUGUCUUUCAUUAUCGGGCAAGCACUGACAGAUACAAUUUAGACUACCAGAAGGCCGUCCAGGCUUGCCAAAACAUUGGAACAUCCAUCGCUACAUAUGAUCAACUGAAAGCAGCCUAUGAGGAUGGCUUUGAUCAGUGUGAUGCAGGCUGGAUUGCAGACCAGACAGUGAGAUACCCAAUUACAGUGCCAAGGAAGGGGUGUUUUGGCAACCUAAAGACUACACCUGGCAUUAGGUCAUAUGGAACCAGGAAACCUACAGACACCUAUGAUGUAUACUGUUAUGUCGACAAACUUGAUGGUGAAGUGUAUUAUGCUCCUGUGACCCGUAAGAUGACUUUUGAGGAAGCAAAUGAGGAGUGUAAGAAGAGGAAUGCUGUUCUGGCAAACCCUGGUCAGCUUCACGCAGCCUGGCGACAGGGCCUGGACCGAUGUGAUUACGGGUGGCUCUCUGAUGGCAGUGCACGACAUCCUGUUGCCGUACCCAGAAUGCAGUGUGGGGGAGGCCUUCUCGGCGUCAGGACCAUGUAUCGCUACAGAAACCAGACUGGCUUCCCACAACCAACUACUAAGCUUGGAGCUUACUGUUUUAAAGGACUUAACUCCUGUGCAGAGAACAUUUGUCUGAAUGGAGGAUCUUGCUACAAGACUGGCAGCAUUCUUAAAUGUAGCUGUGCUCCUGGUUACAGCGGUGAUCACUGUGAAACAGAUAUUGAUGAGUGCCAUUCGAACCCCUGCCGCAAUGGAGGUACAUGUGUGGAUGGGCUGGCUUCCUUCUCUUGUGUGUGCCUCCCUAGCUACUCUGGGCUGUACUGUGAGGAGGAUACGGAAACAUGUGACUAUGGCUGGCAUAAAUUUCAGGGCCAUUGCUACAAGUAUUUUCCUAACAGAAGAAAUUGGGACACAGCUGAGAGAGAGUGUCGCAUACAGGGGGCUCACCUCACCAGCAUCGUCUCCCAUGAGGAGCAACUGUUUGUCAAUCGUCUUGGACAGGACUACCAGUGGAUUGGCCUAAAUGAUAAGAUGUUUGACAGCGACUUCCGCUGGACUGACGGCAGCCCCAUGCAAUAUGAAAACUGGAGGCCCAACCAACCUGACAGCUUCUUCUCAUCUGGUGAGGACUGCGUAGUGAUGAUCUGGCAUGAGGAUGGCCAGUGGAACGACGUUCCUUGCAACUACCACCUCACCUUCACUUGCAAGAAGGGCACAGUGGCAUGUAGCCAGCCCCCUCUGGUGGAGAAUGCACGCACCUUUGGUAAGAUGCGACAGAGAUAUGAGAUCAACUCACUGGUGAGGUACCAGUGCAGCACAGGCUUUAUUCAGAGGCACGUCCCAACUAUCCGUUGUCGUGGGGAUGGACGGUGGGAUAUACCUAAAAUCACUUGCAUGAACCCAUCGAGCUAUCAAAGGACCUACAUUAGGAGACAUCAGCACAAUAGUCUUUACAGCAUCAACAACUUAAAGCAAUGGCCAGGUGAGGCCUUACGCUUCCGCCAUCAGCGCCACAGGGGCCGGAGAGACAGGACUGAACAUAAGCGGAAGAGACAGUGAUUGCCAUGCACUGUAACAUGGCACAGCUUCCCCUGAGAUGAGAACACAUGGCUGUCACUUGUGUGGAAAAAGGAAUAGGAUUCUCAAAGGAAAAGCACAAGAGAAAACUCAUCAAAGAAAGCAAGAGGAUAACUUGCUGUUUUCUUGUAUUUUGGAUGGAAUCUUGAACUGAAGUGUCUU